AUGGUCGCUACUCUCACUCCCGACCAGUUGGCUACGAUGAACGAUAACAGGAACACUCUCAUCGUCGCCGUUUCCGUCGUGCUCAUAGUUCUCACCACCAUCGCAAUUGUUCUGAGGUUCAUCGCGCGCCGCAGCCGAUCUCUUCACAUCGGUGUCGAUGACUGGUUUGCGCUUGUAGCUUGGGUUAUUGCGAUACCCAUGUGCUCGCUGAACAUCACAAUGAUAAAAUGGGGUUUGGGGCGCCACGUUUGGGGUGCUGAUGUGCAAGUCCUUUGGAAGGUCGUUCAGACCACUUGGGCGUUCACACUGCUCUACGCAUGGGUUCAUUUCUUCAUCAAAUUCUCCAUCCUCUUCUUCUACCACCGCGUCUUCAGCUUCAGAAUUGCCUGGUUCAAAUUGGCCUGCUACGCCUGUGGAGUGUACGCAGUCUCAUGGACACUGGCUGCAUUCUUUGCUGCCGGCUUCCAGUGCUCACCAGUAUCAUUCUUGUGGACAUCUGUACAACUCAAUCCUCCAGCGAAUGGAAAGUGCCACCUUCAGAAUGGGCGAGCUGCUCUUGCCUUUGCUGCUCUGAACUCUCUGCUCGACAUCCUCAUCUUCAUUCUGCCAAUGGCUAUGCUCUGGAACCUGCACAUGAAAAGAGCACGAAAAUUGUCCUUGAUUGCCGUCUUUGCCACCGGCGCCUUCGCAAUCACGGCUGGUCUCCUCCGAUUGUCUAAUAGCUACCUCAGUAUCGAUCCCAAUGCUGACGUGACAUGGGUACUAGCCGACAUCAACCUCUGGACAAUCGCUGAAGCCUGCGUGGGAAUCAUUUGUGCAUCUAUGCCAGUCAUAGGUCCACUUUUCGGACUCGUAAAGGACAAUGUUCGAUCCUACCUCUCCAAACAGAGUCUGGAGAGUGGGACUCAUGGGAUCCCACUCUCUGGCAGGUCGGGUGAGUCUGGAUCAACAACACGGCUGGCUUCCUCACGAGGGUCGCACAACGAUAGCAUAUAUGCAUUGAAGCCGUAG
Molecule: messenger RNA, 1011 nt
Organism: Pseudovirgaria hyperparasitica
Lineage: Eukaryota; Fungi; Ascomycota; Dothideomycetes; Acrospermales; Acrospermaceae
Exons: 6
Coding region: 1-1011 (336 amino acids)
Source: RefSeq, a predicted model, not a curated record